This is a messenger RNA of Rosa chinensis, 1359 nucleotides long. RefSeq names its product protein FLX-like 3. The record is from RefSeq and is a predicted model, not a curated record. The transcript is spliced from 4 exons. Lineage: Eukaryota; Viridiplantae; Streptophyta; Magnoliopsida; Rosales; Rosaceae. The coding region runs from base 179 to 970 and encodes 263 amino acids.
UCAUGACCAUUGACUUUUAUGCCAGAGGCCCAUGCGGCGGAAACAUACAGUAGUCUGAUCCUGGUACGCUAGCUGUAGGUUUGGUUGUUCCGCUGACCUGCUCUCAGCCGAAGCAUCGUUCCCGUUGAAGAUCGAAGCUUUUUCAGGCAGUCACUCCUUCUCUUCUCUGAUCACUAUUAUGGCAGGGAGAAAUCGUAUGCCUCGCCAUGCUGAUGGCUUUCGAGGUUAUCGUGAUGAUCCUCGGCCUGUUAUGCACCGUGGACCACAACCGUUUUCUAUUCACCCUGCAGCUUUGGAAGAAGAACUUGCAAUGCAGCACAGAGAAAUGCAACGAAUAAUCGCUGAGAAUCGGCUUGUAAUUGAUGAUAAUACCCUUCUUCAAAGGGAAUUAACAGAUGCAAAAGAUGAGAUUCAUAGAUUAGGGCAGGUCAUACCCAAACUCCGGGCUGAGAAAGAGGCAGAGACUAGGGAGUUGAUUGAGAGAGGAUUAAAACUUGAAGCUGAUCUCCGUGCUGUUGAGCCUGUAGGGGCAGAGGUUUUGCAAUUGAGAGCUGAAAUUCAGAAAUUAAAUGCUUUACGGCAGGAGUUGUCUACCCAAGUCCAAGGUCUCACUCAAGACGUCACUCGAUUACAAGCUGAGAAUCAGCAACUAGUUGCCAUGAGGGCUGAUAUUGAUGGCAUGCAAAAAGAGCUUGUUGAGACAAGGAGAGCUUAUGAAUAUGAGAGGAAAGCCAAUGAAGAACAAGUUGAACAAAAGCAAGCAAUGGAAAAGAACCUGAUUUCCAUGGCUCGUGAAAUAGAGCAGCUACGAGCAGAGCAGAUGAAUGCAGGCAGGAGGGCACGGGGGCUAGGUGGCGGGGGUUAUGGAAUGAUGAGUGGAGGUCCUGAAAUGAGAUAUUCCGGUGGUUCGUAUGGCAAUGUCUAUAGAAAUGGUUGGGGACCUUAUGACAGGCCUGGACCACGGCGUUAAUUUUUGCAUAAUUGGGGUUGCAUGUCUGGGUAGAGUAAAAAUGGACUCGUAGAGUCCACACACAGACUAACUUUAUCAAUAUUAAGCGUUUGGUGGAUGAUCUGUAAUGAUGAAAUUUUGAGUUGCCUGUUGCAUAGUUUAUGACACUUAUUUAUUCCAGCAUUGUUUUGGUGGAUGAUCUGUAAUGAUGAAAUUUUGAGUUGCCUGUUGCAUAGUUUAUGACACUUAUUUCAGUUGCCUGUUGCAUAGUUUAUGACACUUAUUUAUUCCAGCAUUGUUUUGGUGGAUGAUCUGUAAUGAUGAAAUUUUGAGUUGCCUGUUGCAUAGUUUAUGAAACUUAUUUAUUCCAGCAUUGUUUUAGAUAAUUGUAGUUAACAAUUUCUUUGUUA